This is a messenger RNA of Loxodonta africana (African savanna elephant), 4192 nucleotides long. RefSeq names its product choline dehydrogenase (gene CHDH). Lineage: Eukaryota; Metazoa; Chordata; Mammalia; Proboscidea; Elephantidae. Gene Ontology annotation, cellular component: mitochondrial inner membrane. The coding region runs from base 81 to 1847 and encodes 588 amino acids. The transcript is spliced from 7 exons. Gene Ontology annotation, molecular function: flavin adenine dinucleotide binding; choline dehydrogenase activity. The record is from RefSeq and is a predicted model, not a curated record.
AAAGCCCUUUUUCCUGUUUUAGGAAAAGUGUUAUCAUUCCAUUACCCUCAUUGGACAUAAGAGGACUUGGGGCUGGAAACAUGUGGUGUGUCCUGCAAGGCUGGAGGCGAGGAUGCCCACAUCAAGCCCUGGCACAGGGAGUCCGGACUCUGGCCAGUGUGGGCUCCAGGAGUAGGGAUGAGUACAGCUAUGUGGUGGUGGGUGCUGGCUCGGCAGGCUGUGUGCUGGCUGGACGGCUCUCAGAGGACCCAAAGGAGCGUGUGCUGCUGCUGGAGGCAGGGCCCAAGGACGUGUACGCAGGUAGCAAGCGGCUCCUGUGGAAGAUACACAUGCCCGCAGCCCUUGUGGCCAACCUGUGCGACGACAGGUACAACUGGUGCUACCACACAGAGCCACAGCCGGGCCUGGACAGCCGUGUGCUAUACUGGCCACGUGGCCGAGUCUGGGGCGGCUCCUCAUCACUCAAUGCCAUGGUCUACAUCCGUGGGCAUGCUGAGGACUACAACCGCUGGCACCGCCAAGGCGCUGUGGACUGGGACUACGCGCACUGCCUGCCCUACUUCCGCAAGGCACAGGGCCACGAGCUGGGUGCCAGCAGGUACCGUGGCGGUGAAGGCCCCCUGCGUGUGACCCGGGGCAGGAGCAACCACCCACUGCACCAGGCCUUCCUGGAGGCGGCACAGCAGGCCGGCUACCCAUUCACUGAGGACAUGAACGGCUUCCAGCAGGAAGGCUUCGGCUGGAUGGACAUGACCAUCCAUGAAGGCAAGCGCUGGAGUACGGCCUGCGCCUACCUGCACCCAGCACUGAGCCGCCCCAACCUGAAGGCGGAGGUCCAGACGCUUGUGAAUAGAGUGCUGUUUGAAGGCACCCGUGCAGUGGGUGUGGAGUAUGUCAAGAACGGCCAGAACCACAGGGCUUAUGCCAGCAAGGAGGUGAUUCUGAGUGGAGGCGCCAUCAACUCACCGCAGCUGCUCAUGCUGUCAGGCGUCGGGAACGCUGAUGACCUGAAGAAACUGAGCCUCCCUGUGGUGUGCCACCUUCCAGGAGUUGGCCAGAACCUCCAAGACCACCUGGAAAUAUAUAUUCAGCAGGCGUGUACCCGCCCCAUCACCCUCCACUCAGCACAGAAGCCCUUGCGGAAGGUCCAGAUUGGCCUGGAGUGGCUCUGGAAGUUCACAGGGGAUGGUGCCACCGCCCACCUAGAAACAGGUGGGUUCAUCCGGAGCCAGCCUGGGGUCCCCCAUCCAGACAUCCAGUUCCAUUUCCUACCAUCCCAAGUGAUUGACCAUGGGCGGGUCCCCACCCAGCAGGAGGCUUACCAGGUGCAUGUGGGGACCAUGCGGGGCACGAGUGUGGGCUGGCUCAAACUGAGAAGUGCCAACCCCCGGGACCACCCUGUGAUCCAACCCAACUACUUGUCCACAGAAACCGACAUUAAGGACUUCCGUCUGUGCGUGAAGUUGUCCAGAGAGAUUUUUGCACAGAAAGCCCUGGAUCCAUUCCGGGGGAAAGAGCUCCAGCCAGGGAGCCACGUGCAGUCAGAUAAAGAGAUAGAUGCCUUUGUGCGGGCAAAAGCAGACAGCGCUUACCACCCCUCCUGCACCUGUAAGAUGGGCCAGCCCUCCGACUCCUCGGCUGUGGUGGAUCCACAGACCAGGGUCCUCGGGGUGGAAAACCUGAGAGUCGUCGAUGCCUCCAUCAUGCCCAGCAUGGUCAGCGGCAACCUGAACGCCCCCACAGUCAUGAUUGCAGAGAAAGCAGCUGACAUUAUUAAGGGGCAGCCUGCACUCUGGGACAAGGAUGUCCCUGUCUACAAGCCCAAGACCCUGGCCACCCAGCGUUAAGGCAGUCCCUGCCUGGAGGAUGACCGGAGAAGCCCCCUGCCAAAGGACAAGUCAAGAAGGCUACCACAGCCCUUCCUCCAAAUGCUGUUUCCUGUAACCAUCUAGAACAUUAGGACCCUGGUGGUGUCCCACUCAGGGAUGGACAGUUGGAUAAUUUCUUAGGAUCUGAGACCAGUACUGGUCAGUGAAUCAAGUUUCCCCGUGUCACUUCCCUGUGGGCCCUUUGGGGGAAGGCGGUGGUCAGGCAGGGCUCCCUCCCCACCUCCAGGGGGGACAGCAGAGGGGAGGGGGUAUUCUAAGAGGACAGUGAACUCCUGCAAUGUCCCUGUCUCCUAGUCACAUGGCAUUCUCUAACCCAGGGUCUGGCUGCCUGCUGACUUCCUUCCCAGGCCUUCUUCUUAAGGUGAGCCCCUAAGAGCAAGGUGCUAUUGCAUAGGCCGGAUGCCACCAAGAAGGGGCAUAACUAACAUCAGGCUGUAAGCAUUUUGUUUUACAGAAGGGAGGGAAGCUGAGGCCAGGGGUCACACAGUUGUAGGCUGGGAUUGCAUGUAAGUCCUUGGAGUCCCUGUUCAGAGGGGAAACGUGCCUGCUGGAAGAACAGGCCUUCCUUUCCUCUUCACUUCCUGGCUUCACUCUCUGAGUGAGGUGGAACUCGUGCUGGGUCAUGUCACCCAGAGGAGCUUUCCACCUGGCUGUCAGGUGCUCUUGUUCUCAUUCAACACGAACAGCCCCAGUGCAAGGAUUUCUGGACCUGGUCCAAGGAGAGAAGAGUCUGGAGGGAAUGCCACAUUGGUUUCACUACUGUUAAGUUUCAUGAUUUAGGGUUUUAAAAGAUCUUCUUGUUACCAGGAAACACAGAAACCCAGAGUUGACCCCACACCUCCAUUCUGAAGCAGCCGCCCUCACCCUUGAGCCCAAGAGAGGACUCUUUCCUACCAGCCUUUGGAAAUGACCCAGCAGCAGGAGCACCCUCUCAGAGGCAGGGGGCGGGGGCAUCCUUAUUCUCUGGACACGCAUGGGAACAGACCAGGCUGGUGCUGAGACUGGUAUGAAAAGCAGUUAAGUGAAACCAGGCACCCUGAUCCUGUAAAAAUACAAUUGAAAGAAAAAUAAAUGAGCAAAAAGUUGAGUUUUUGAAGAAAAAACACACAAAUAGCAUUUAAAAUAGCUCUUUGAUCUUUUGACUUCUUAAAAUUCAAUAAUGUAAUCGAGUUACUUAUUUUUUAACUAAGAUGCCUUAUCCAGACUGUUCUUACAAAAGGUAAGGAAAACUAAAUGCAUUUUAGAUCAAUUUUUUUCUCAAGAUAUCCAAAUCCACCAGCUAUGGAUGGGAAGGAGAGAGCUGCCAUCUGGCAACUUAUCCUGGGCUUGGAAUAAAGGAAGGAGAGAUGAGGGAUUUCAGGAUUCACUGGGAUCAGAGUGGAAUGAGGUGGCUUGCAAAUGCCAUGGAGGCCUGACAGCCACAACUUAGGUUUCUGAAAAAACUCCUUCUAGAAGAGUGGAGAAAAGAAAACCAUCACAUAGCUCCUUCCAUUUGAAAUUUUAAGCAGCUCUUUUUUAAUCUUAUCUGUAUCUUGCUUUAUUUUCUGUUCCAGGGGAGGGUCAAGAAAAAAAAUUCUAAAUUUGCCAAAAGAUUUCUUUCUCCUGGAGAGGUUCCCCCUCUUCCUGCUAGCAGUGGUCAGACCUCUUGGGCGUGGGCUGCCUGUGGCGAUCAACAGCAGAGGAGUGAGGUACCUGCUCCACAGCUCAGGGCCAGGUGCGCCUCUCCUGGAAGGCCUGUUGAUUUGGGUCAGAAGUGAAAAGUUAUGUGUCUGUAAAGGGGGUGUGUCCAAGCCUGACUCUGAUCGCCCACCACCUUCUCUGGUGCAAACAUGACAAGUGAUACUGUGAUGUAAUCUUACCAUCUCUGGGCUCCUUGCUGGACUCAGCCUCUGAGACAAUGGCUGAUUAGGUACAGUGGCUGUAUUUUAAGAUAAGUAAAAUAAACUUGAUGAAAUGAGCCUGUCCAGUGUAUCACUUGCUUACCUCCAGGCCCCUCUUAACGCUCUCGCUAACUGAGGCUUGUUCCAUCUACGUGAUCACAUGAUUUAACCAGAGAUGCAAAUACCUCCCAAAAGACUGUGCGUGUCAUAUACCCAGAGCUGCAAAAGUCAAAGUGGACACUGGGCUGUUGGGGUUCAGACACAGAACAGAGUUCUGAUUUGACAGUUCUUCACAUGAGUCCCUGCAAGUUAGCACAGCCGCUGUUAUGAGACUGGGUAUCACACAAGUGGGCGCUCAGCACCGUAGAGCAGUGGCUCACGUCCUAAGGACAGAGCUGCUGGAAAGCUCCACUGCCGGGUGGC